Labrus bergylta (ballan wrasse) is the source of this 2558-nucleotide messenger RNA. Its product is annotated as E3 ubiquitin-protein ligase DTX3L-like. Gene Ontology annotation, biological process: protein ubiquitination; Notch signaling pathway. The record is from RefSeq and is a predicted model, not a curated record. Gene Ontology annotation, molecular function: ubiquitin protein ligase activity; metal ion binding. Lineage: Eukaryota; Metazoa; Chordata; Actinopteri; Labriformes; Labridae. Gene Ontology annotation, cellular component: nucleoplasm.
CUCGCGCAGCUUUCGCUUUCAUUUAACAGGAAGAGUCAGCGUUUAAAGCGUGAAGCCUGGUGAAGGAAAAGGACUCAAAAUGUCAGAACCAGAGGAACAAAUGGAAUGGCUUUCACAGGCUCCGACGUCUCACGCCAAUUGUGACGUGGAUGAAGCUCAAGUCACUCUAUCUGUCCAGUGGUCAGAGGGACGUCAGCCACCGAAGAGUAAUACAAAACUAGAGAAGGCUCUUCAGGCAUGGGCCAAUAAAAACACAAUGAAUGGAAACUACUCAGUUUCCAAAGUCUUAGAAGAUGGGAGCGCUGUGAUAAAGAUUCAACCAAGUCCAGCCCUGAGUGAGCUUCAGAAACUUUGUGGACAAACACUGCCUGUCAAAGAUGGCAAACCAGUGAAAGUCAUGACUAUUACGCUGGCACCACCAGGGCUGGAGACACAAAUAUCAGACAACACUUCAACAACCUCUGCUCCUCCCCAAUCCAAGUCAGAGCCCCAAGAUAUCGAGAAACAAAUAGCAGAGGCGGCUUCAGACAUCGCUCCUCCUUCACCUGGGUCAAAGCCACGAACUGAGCAACCUGUGGAGCAAAGUAAUACCAGCAGUCCAGAAGCAGUUUCCCCAGCAGAUGAAGAGACGCUUAUUCGCAUGGGCCUUUUCUGGUACUUGAACCACAUCUACAAAAAUGAAGUUGAACAUAUAAUGACAAAGAAUCAGGUUACAAUAACUUCAAAUGCACACGUGACAUUUAAAGCACAGGAAAAUGGAAGCAUUCAAAACGCCUCUACUGACUUCCAAACCCUUGUAUCCAAGUGUUUGAAUGAAUUCAGUGGUGCAGAGUUUUCUCUCAAGAACACAGAUUCAAAACAGUUAAUGGACGUACUGAAAAACGUCCAGGAGAACGUCCAGGAGAAGGAGAACAAGCUUCUGCUUACUUUAUCCUCUGAACAAGUGAGCGUAUGCGGGCCAAACCAGACUGUUGAUGCUCUCCAGAAUUAUUUGAGUCCAUCAAGGUAUAUGAACCCUUCUGUUGAAGAGUCUACAGAGGCGCAUCAAUACACAUCAAGCAUCCGUAUGAGCAUCAAAGACCCUCUCCUCGACUCUGGGCUCAGCAUUGAGGAGAACUACUGGAAGCUGAUUAAAACUUCCUUUGGUGAGAAAUUAGCAAUGAUUAAAGAUAAGUUUGGUGUCGACAUUCAAGAAUCAGUCACCAGUCAAGGCCAAGUACAAGUCAAAGCUCACUACAAGAGAAGUGGAGGAAAUGCAUCAAUGGAAAGCCAUGCUCUCAGAGCUCUUCUCCAACUUUACCAGAAGAUUGCCACUUCCCCCCUCAACUUCAAGCAGCCCCAUGGUGCCACGGUGCUCAAUGGCUCGCUGAAGAACUCUGGUGCUGUUCAUGCGUCAGAAGAGGCAUCCAGUGGAACUGAAUUAAACAGAAAACCAGGAUACAACACACACAACACUGAGGAACCUGAAGGAGAGGGAGCCACAGCAGGAGACACCAAAGAAGAAGAAAACUGUUCGAUAUGCAUGGACACAUUCAAAAAGAAGAAACAGCUGAAGUGCAAACAUGAGUUUUGUGAGGGAUGUCUGGAACAAUCAAAGAAAAGUUUGGGACCCUGCUGCCCUUUGUGCAAAGAUGUCUUUGGUAAGAUGGAGGGAGACCAGCCAGAUGGAAAAAUGAACUGGAGAUCAGGUCACAGUUCCCUCCCUGGAUACCCACAGUGUGGCUGUAUAGUCAUCAGCUAUUGGAUUCCAGGUGGAAUACAGACGGAAAAGCAUCCGAAUCCUGGAAAGCGCUAUGAGGGCAUCUCCAGAGAAGCAUAUCUGCCGAACAAUAAAGAGGGCAAUGAAGUGCUGCGCCUGUUGCAGAAAGCUUUUGAUCAGAAGCUCAUUUUCACUGUCGGGACGUCAAGGACAACCGGGAAGGAGAACCAGGUGACUUGGAACGAUAUUCACCACAAAACUUCAAUCUCGGGCGGUCAACAAUGUUUUGGGUAUCCUGAUCCUGGUUACCUGAGCAGAGUCCGAGACGAGCUGAAAGCUAAAGGCAUCGUGUGACGGGGAAAAGUUUGAUUAAACGAAGAAAAGGAAAAAUUAAUGAAGAUAUUACAAUUCUAUAAGUUGGCUGUUUCUAAUCUUCAAAGUGUUCUUAAAAAGUAGAAGAUGAUUUAAGGUGCAGCGGGCCGCAUUUACAGCUUUAAGAGUUUGUGUUGAAGCAAAAUGUUGAAUCUUUCAUUUUAAAUGUUCUUUUCUUCAUGAAGUAUAUCCAUUUAUUGCAGUUGAUUGAUAACGUUUGGUUGAGAUUAUAAUGGUGGAAGAAUACAUGUUGAAUAUAUAGAUUGAACGUGUAAUAUGAUAUCAUGUUUGUCUUUUAAUGAUCAUUAAACAAACCCACACAGACCCAUCUGUGUUCUUCUAUUCAUCAGCACAUGUGAGAAAAUAACACAAAACCCACAGACUUGUUUUCUGUACAAUUUUUAAAGUUUUAUUUAUCACAAUAUCUGUUACUUAGUUUGUAAAGUACUCCAGCAAAAAUUAAACAUUAUUCUCUUUCCAGAAGAAA